Messenger RNA from Acanthoscelides obtectus, 465 nucleotides. The record is from the annotation of a GenBank genome assembly. Lineage: Eukaryota; Metazoa; Arthropoda; Insecta; Coleoptera; Chrysomelidae.
CACGCGUACUUAUUGCCUCUUUUGGCUGUUGUCCUUGUCUACAUUUCUUAAAAGUGGGGUUAUGUAUAUAAAAAUAAUAAACAUUUACAAGUACCAUGGAUAAACGAAAUUUUAAAAUUCAUCCUCAAUAUUGUAGCAGUAUUGUGGUCUUUGGAGAAGAGCAUCCCACAAUUUUUAGACCACAAUUCAAACAUGGUGACGGUGAUGCUAGACAAAAUGCGAUAUGUUGGGAGAAUCUAGUACAAUCAUUAAAUUCGAUGGGAUUUGGGUUUAGGAGUGUGGAGAAAUGGAAAAUGGUUUGGUUUUUAUAUCAUGACCGUAUCUAUAUCGUGCUUGAUGCACAAAUUAUAGACAGUAGUUUACCACUUAGGUUUACUAUAUACAACUGGAAAAAAACUUUGAUUAUUUUAAAGUUCUUUGAGAAUUUGUGUUAAGCCUUCAAAGCACAUUCCAGUUUCAACAGCU